AUGAUACAAAAAGCAAAGGAUGCUGAUGUUAUUGGAAUAGUUGUGGGAACUUUAGGCGUUGCAUCUUAUUUAACUAUAAUAUCGCAUCUCAAAAAAUUAAUCAUCCGUGCUGGCAAAAAACCAUAUACAUUUGUCAUGGGCAAACUUAACGUCGCAAAAAUGGCCAAUUUUAUGGAAAUCGAGUGUUUUGUUCUUGUAGCCUGUCCUGAAAAUAGCUUGAUUGAUUCAAAGGAAUUUUAUCGUCCGAUUGUGACUCCUUUUGAGUUAGAGAUCGCUUUGAAUCCAUCAAAACAAUGGACGGGAGAAUAUAUCACGGAUUUUCAGCUCUUGUUAUCUAGAAUUGGUAAGUUAGAGUAUUAUCAAUUUAUAAGUACCAUUUUAACACAAUUUUAUUUUAUGCCAGGUUCAAGCACCGAAGAAUUUGAAAAGUCCGUAGGUGAAGAUGAUGAACCACAUUUCUCUUUAAUUACCGGAAAGUACAAACAAGGUCGAAAAUAUGCCAUUCAAGACGCAUCUGUAGAAAAUGUUACGGGCAGCAUCAAAGAUUUAACAUUACGCAAUCAAAAUACAUCAGUAUCAACUUUACUGAACAGUGCAGCAGGUGAUUAUCUUAAAUCAAGGACAUUUCGAGGACUAGAGCAACAAAUCGGAGAAACAGAAAUACGAUUAGCCGAAGAGGGUCGAUCUGGUAUUGCUAAAGGUUAUGCUAAUGAAGAAAUUUAA
This is a messenger RNA of Funneliformis geosporum, 723 nucleotides long. NCBI's taxonomy places the organism in Eukaryota, Fungi, Glomeromycota, Glomeromycetes, Glomerales, Glomeraceae. The record is from the annotation of a GenBank genome assembly.